CUUUACAGUAUUUUUAGUGUCGUUAAUAAGAUAUAAAUUCUUGUUAGUGUCGUUUCAUUAAUUGUUUAGCAUUUUUGAGCUAUUUUUUUAAAUUAAUACAUUAAAUUUUCAAUAAGAUUCACAAUCAUAAAAUAAAAAUAUUGUAAGCCUGAAAAAAUGACAAGAUUCAAUAAGAGUGAAGUUAAUCUUAAAAGCACUGCAUACAAUCAAAAUGGACAGAAUUAUUUCGAACAAUUAACAGCGUAUAAUUCUAUGAGCGUGCAUUUGCGACGUAUUUUAUUGGCAAAAUGUGCUGUUGAUGCUAAAAACAAAACCUACAUGCGUAGAAGAAAGCAAACGUGCAAACAAAUAGAUUGGAAACCACGAUAUGUAAAAGCGGAAAUUAAAAAUAAUAUAAUUGAUAAAUUGGCGUAUGAUACUUCGUAUCAUCCAGCGGAUUUUUUAAGAAUGAACUGUGACUCAAAAUAUUACUGUCAACAUGAAGCUCAAAAGUACUUCAUUGAUCCCUCGUAUGAUUAUGAUGAGAUCUCUUUACGAUCAAGACUACACGUAGCUUGUCCAAGUUCAUCAACCUUUAAAACAAAUUGUUCAGAACCAGUUAUAUCAAAUAAUAAAAAUAAAAGACAACAAUCGCGGUUUAAUACUAACGGCAAGAAAGUUUUUAAUCCCGUAGGCGUGGAAACUGCAGUAAAAAUUCAAGAUAGAGUUGAAAAAAAUUCGAUGUAUUACGAAUCUACUUGUGAUUAUUUAUCACAAAACAUUAAUCAUCUUUCAUCGGAGAUUAAUACAUCGAGAAAUUACGGAGAUUACGAAACUCCUCAAAUAUAUACUAACUUGAUCGAUAGUCACAAAACAUGUAUAGAAGAUGAAGAAACAAAGUAUGCAAAAUUUAUGUACGAUAUUACACACGAAAUAAUACUCAAUGGUUUGUACACUGAUGAAGAACUACAAGAAGUAUUUAACAAACACAUUGAAGAAAACAAGACAGUUCUAGAUACGAAUCGAAUGCUAUAUGAGAUUUAUCAGUUAAAAUUCGCUUUGAAUAUAUCGGAUACUUCAGAGGAAGAAAAAUUAGAGGAUCUUAUAUGUGCUCAGCAAUUAUUACAUAUUUCUGAAAUACGACCACCGACGCCACCAAAAAUUCUAAAUGAAAAUAGAGUUCUUGAAAAAUUAACGUGGUAUCAGAAUCUAGAUGAAAUAAGGCAUGAUUCAUUAAGUCGUAGAAAAUCGGUUUUGAUUGAUGCUAAUCCUGAGUUACAUAUAACUGAGAAAGAUGUGCUAACAUCAUUGAUAGAAGCUGAUAUCAAUCCCGAGGAAGCUCGAAAAAUUUAUAAAAGACUUUCUUCUAAAAGCAAAUCAUUGUUCAAAAAAAACGAAGAAUAUGAAGUGGAAAAAAACAUUCAGUUUAAUAACAGUUUAACAGGAUCGUAUAAUGUAAACAAAGUAGAUGAAUUAAAAAGAAAUUCAAUGAUCAAUGAUUUUAUAACACAAGAGGAUGCAUUUGAGGAAGAAUCUUCAAAUUCUGAUACAUCAAGACCUCCAUUUAAAGUACUUAAAAGAUCUGUGACGUGUUUUAUAAUAAAAUUUGGUUGUGGAUCUCUUUUUAAUAAUGAUGGUUUAUCCAAUGUUGGAACCCAAAUUGUACAUCCUAGAUUUGCUUCUAUUCCACCUAGACAUAAUAAUUUUGUCAACAAUCAUUAUUAAUAUCACUACAUUAUUUUCUUUAUAAUUUAUUGUCAAAAAAUACAAUAUUUUCAAAUUAAAUUAACAUUUGAAUACUUUUAAAUAAUUUGCAACUAAUUUAUGUGUAUGAUAAACAAAAUAUACAAUAUACAAUACCUAGGAUAUCAGUUUCCAGUUUGUCACCAAUCAUUACACAGUUGUCUGGUUUAACAUUUAAAACUCUACAUGCUUUUCGAAAUAUUUCUCUUUCAGGUUUUUCCCAUGGUAAAUCCCCUGAUACAAGUAUUACAUCGAAAUAUUGUUCUAGAGAAAGUUUUUGUAUUUUCUCCCAUUGUGCAUUUGAAGGGCCAUUUGUAAUCAAACCUAAGAGGUAUUUUACCCUCAAUUGACGGAGCAUACAAACUACAUCUGAUGCCAGAGUCAAAUAAUAAUAUCGUAGAUAUAACCAUCGUUCAUAAAUUUUUCUUGCUAAAUAUGAGUAUUUUUCUCCUAGUGCUUUACUCCAUAAAGUUAUGCGCCAUGUAUCCAAAGUGUGAAUUAUAUUAUCAGGACAUUUUCUAAAGAGCUUCAAAUAUGUUGUUGUAAUCUUCACAGAUACAUCUCCAGGAAUUCCAUAUCCUUGCGUUAGUUCCUCAGCCAACUGCAGAUAAAGUUAGAAUAUUACCUAUUAGACAGUUUUUUUUUACUUUAUAAUAGAUAAAUCAAGCAAUAUUAUAA
Heterotrigona itama is the source of this 2400-nucleotide messenger RNA. The record is from the annotation of a GenBank genome assembly. Lineage: Eukaryota; Metazoa; Arthropoda; Insecta; Hymenoptera; Apidae.